Camellia sinensis is the source of this 990-nucleotide messenger RNA. Lineage: Eukaryota; Viridiplantae; Streptophyta; Magnoliopsida; Ericales; Theaceae. The record is from RefSeq and is a predicted model, not a curated record.
AUGAAUAGGGACAAUUGCAACCUCAAGUCCGAGGUCAUUGCUCAUUUCAUCAAGGCACAAAUUGCGAUAUCACCAAAAUUGCCUCUUGCUACCAUAAUUAAGGUCGUGAAAGAGAAGUUUCAGUUCACUAUAUCAUAUAAGAAACCGUGGCUUGCAAGGACGAUGGCAGUUGCAAUGGUGUUUGGUGACUGGGACGAGUCAUACCGAAGGUUACCUAGAUAUAUGGCUAUAUUGCAGUCAUUCAAUCCAGGCACAGUUGUCAUGUGGGACAUGAUUCCAAAUUUGCGCUCUACCUCAAUCGGAACUGAAAUGUACAUGAACUAUGUGUUCUGGGCAUUUAAACCUGCAAUAGAAGGCUUCAAGUAUUGUCGUCCAGUGAUAUGCAUUGACGGCACACACUUGUACGGGAAAUACGAAGGGAAGAUUGUUGCGGCCCCUGCAGUGACUGCUGCGGACAAGAUUGUACCUCUUGCCUUUGCUGUUGUUGACAAGGAGAUGAUCGAGAGUUGGGUUCAACCAAGAGGGUACCAUAGGUAUUGCUUGCGACACGUAUGUAGCAAUUUCAAUAAAAGAUUCGGCAAUACAGUAGCGAAGGAUCUUGUGUGGAGAGCUGGCUCUGCAUGGCAAGUGCGGAAGUUUUACAAGAUUAUGGACGAUAUCUACAAGCUCGAGAAGAAUGUUGAACGGUGGUUUAGACGGAUGAACCCUAUUCAUUGGACAUUGUGCCAUGAUGGUGGUUGUCGUUGGGGCAUAUUGACGACAAACCAUAUAGAGGGCUUCAAUGGUGUAUUGAAAGGCGCACGCAGUGUUCCCAUUACAGCAUCAGUUGAGAUCACUUUUUAUCGGCUCAUGAAAUAUUUUGACGAGUGCAGGACCAUUGCUGAAAAUGUAAGUGAUCGGGGUCACUUGUACACGACUAAUGUUCAACGAUGGAUUGACGAGCACCAAGCUAAAGCGAAUGUGCAUAUGUUGGUACCGAUUAAUAGGUAA